Australozyma saopauloensis is the source of this 669-nucleotide messenger RNA. RefSeq lists its product as uncharacterized. Lineage: Eukaryota; Fungi; Ascomycota; Pichiomycetes; Serinales; Metschnikowiaceae. Gene Ontology annotation, biological process: cellular response to glucose starvation; protein catabolic process in the vacuole. The record is from RefSeq and is a predicted model, not a curated record. Bases 1 to 669 code for a protein of 222 amino acids. The transcript has a single exon.
AUGAGCAUGGACGAUUCUUGCAUACACCAUCGCAUUCCUUUCACAGAGAAUGUUGACUACUUGUCCAGCAAUUACAUCUCGGACUACCAUCUCUAUGUGUGCUGGAAACAGAACAACACCAUCUCCAUAAAAGCACACAAGGAAGAUAUAAGUGUGACCAUUCCACUGACCAUCUCUCGUCGUCUUGAAAACACUAGUUGGAGAAGAUGGGUCAAGCAACAGAAGAACCUUAGCGAGAUUCUGCCUGCUACCAUUAACUGGAACAAGUACCAGGAUGUCACAUGGCUCUACGGACCAAAAUAUACCAAUGUGUGUCCCUACGAGGCACCAUCGCACAAGAACAGCAUCGAGCUUACGCAGAGUAAUCUCCAGAAAUGGGACUGCGCGGAUGUAGACAUGGACUCUGACGACUCCGUGUCGCUCCGUCUGUCAUCUCUGAUGUCGUUCGCCAGCGACUCGAUUCCCAGCGAAGCUGACGAUGAUAGCGACGACGAGGACUUUUCCGAAUAUUCCCACAUCAAGCCUGUUUUGAAGCAAAAAAGCAAUCCGUUUGCACCCACGCCCAAGCCUCGCCGCAAGCUGGUCAAGUUUAGCUACGUGAUCAACUCGCGCGAGUACGCCAACGGGCUACUUUUCGACUACUACUUUUUAGACACACUGUGUUUGUAG